GAGGGUGGAAGGUGUCAAGCUUUUCCAUUUUAAGCAGAGAUCCUACUCAGAUGAUCAUAAACUAGGCUUCCUUCACUAACAGUUGGUGGGUCUUUUUUUUUUUUAAUGAUGCUUAACAGAAACCUGUCACAUGAGCUGUGUCAAGGUUAAAUAUUUAUAGCAUAGAGCCUUACUUUGCAUCAUUCUCUAUACAUAUCUCUUCCUCUCUUCUACUUCUUCUCAAUUCUUUGAUCAGUUUCCCAAGAUGGCAAGCUACAUACAGAAAGAAUUGCCAUUUUAUGUUCGUGGAAUGACAACAGGUUUCCCAAUGGACGGAGGUAGCAGUGGUGGCGGUGGUGGUGGUGGUGGUGGAAUAAGGUCUUCAUCGCCAUCAUCAGAGUGCAGUUCUUCAGCAGAUGAUGCUGCUAUGUCUCCUUUGAACAAUAGUGCUGCAAAAUUCACCUCUCACAUUAUGGUACCAGAACAAGGAAGCAGAGCAUUUGCUUGUGCUGGUUCUAUAACUAAUUCUGUGAGACCAAGUGGAGGUGACAUCCACCAAAGCUUCAUUCCUGUAAACUUCAUAGAAACAUUCCCUGAAUUAACUCAAGUCUCCCAAGCACCUUCACCUCCAUCUUCAUCCCCAACAGCUUCAAGCCUCCCGAAUUUGACUCUGUUUUUGCAGGAACCCACUACCAUAGAGUCCUCCAGUACACAUAUUGCCAAUACAAUUGGCAAGGAUCAGAGGUGUCAAACCAUGUCAUCCUCACAAAACCCAUUUCUCCCUGUCCAUGAUCUUCAUCAGAUUCAGAUCCAAUCAGGAAUGGAAUGGCUCAAGAUCAAUCAGAAUUUUGUGAAUUGCACAUCAAAACCUCUCCUCAGUGACCACUGGCUAGGAGCCACCAAGACACAGCCGAUGAAGUACACCGGAGGAAGACGGGUGCAAGAUCAUCUCCAGAAGACUUCAUCCCCUGGAAAGCUGUUUAGAGGGGUGAGACAAAGGCAUUGGGGGAAGUGGGUUGCAGAGAUCAGGCUACCAAGGAAUAGAACAAGGGUGUGGUUGGGGACAUUCGACACAGCCGAAGAAGCCGCUUUCGCAUAUGACACUGCGGCUUACAUACUAAGAGGGGAGUAUGCCCAUUUGAAUUUUCCAGACCUCAAGCAGCAACUCAAGGCCAAUUGUUCUCAUGGUAGCACUGUAGCCCUCCUGGAAGCAAAGCUACAAGCAUUCAGUGAUCAAAAGAAAGCCACUAACCCAUCAGCACCACCACUCCCUUCAUCACCAAAGAGACGUAUAUCUCAGAGUUCAAACCUCAAAAUCUUGAGCCAAAAGCCAAUGAAAAAAGAGUGUUCAUUUGAUUUGGAGAACAGAAAUGGCUCUGAAGUGAUUGAGACCAAGAAAACUCAAGAGUUAUCAGAUAUGGAUGCAGUUCUUUUGAGUAGAAUGCCUUCAUUGGACAUGGACAUGAUCUGGGAUGCCCUUCCAGUGUCUGAUUCAUGACAAUGAGUUUUAGUCUUCUGUUUCAAAUUUCAAAUAUUGAAUAUGGUACAGUAUUAUGUUAAAUUGGAUGGAGAAUUAUAGUGAACCCAUCAGAUAUGAAAGAUCAGAUAGAUCUUCAUCUGGGUAUGUUUUUUUAUUUAAUCUUAUAGCUCAAUGUCAGUUGGAAGAUUAUAAGUUUUAUUUUUCUUCCAUUGAUUUC
Macadamia integrifolia is the source of this 1676-nucleotide messenger RNA. RefSeq names its product ethylene-responsive transcription factor ERF062-like. NCBI's taxonomy places the organism in Eukaryota, Viridiplantae, Streptophyta, Magnoliopsida, Proteales, Proteaceae. The transcript has a single exon. Gene Ontology annotation, biological process: regulation of DNA-templated transcription. The record is from RefSeq and is a predicted model, not a curated record. Gene Ontology annotation, molecular function: DNA binding; DNA-binding transcription factor activity. The coding region runs from base 245 to 1477 and encodes 410 amino acids.